GUAAUAUUAAGAAUAAUAAUAAUAUUCUCGUAGUAUAUGACAUUUGACCGGAUCUGUGUAGCACACGUGACUUCCGGUCGCCACCAACAAUUUUUCACUUUAUAUUCAUCUUUACCAUCAUUAUCUAUACCAUUAACUACGACUCAAACCCCAUAACGAGGAUGUUAGCCAGUAUCCGAAGUGUCAGAGCCCGUACAGGGACCCAUUUGCGGACAUAUGCCUCAAGUUCUAUUGGCUCCAAACCUCAUCAGGUCGAAAUGACCACUUUAACCAAUGGUCUUCGAGUGGUAACCGAUUCGACUCCUGGUCACUUCAGUGCUUUAGGAGCUUAUGUAGAUGCUGGAUCAAGAUUUGAAGAUCCUGACCGACCUGGGUUAUCCCACAUCUGUGACAGAAUGGCUUGGAAAUCAACAGAGCAAUCUAGUGGAACUGAAAUGCUUGAGAAUUUAUCGAAACUUGGAGGAAACUAUAUGUGUGCAGCUCAACGAGAGUCCAUGAUCUAUCAAGCAUCUGUAUUCAAUAAGGAUGUUACUAAGAUGAUAGAUGUGAUUGCUCAAACGGUCAGGUCACCAAAAUUUACCGAUCAAGAGAUUGCUGAAACAUUACAGACAGCUCAAUAUGAAGUUUCUGAAUUGGCUUACAAGCAUGAAAUGUUGUUACCAGAAGUCUUACAUUCCGCUGCUUACAAUAAGAACACAUUGGGGUUACCACUCUUCUGUCCUGCCGAACGAAUUCCACUAAUUUCUAAACAAGAUUUAGUCAAUUAUCAUGGUAAAUUCUUUCAACCUCAGAAUGUCGUGGUGGCGAUGGUAGGUGUACCUCAUUCCCAAGCAGUAUCAUUGGCUACUAAUCAUUUCGGAGACUGGAAAAAUACUUCAGCAACUAAACCAGAUUUGGGACAAGUUACGUAUACAGGAGGAGAAAUUUCUUUACCAUAUCAAGCUCCUAUAUAUAGUAAUUUGCCUGAACUAUAUCAUAUGCAAAUAGGGUUUGAAACUACAGGAUUAUUAAAUGAAGAUCUUUAUGCAUUAGCAACCCUUCAAAAAUUACUUGGAGGAGGUUCAUCAUUCUCGGCUGGUGGACCUGGUAAAGGUAUGUUUUCUCGAUUAUAUACUAGAGUGUUAAAUCAAUAUGCCUUUGUUGAAAAUUGCAUGGCAUUCAACCAUUCAUAUGUCGAUUCAGGAUUAUUUGGAAUUACUAUAUCAUGUUCACCUAAUGCGGCUCAUGUGAUGUCACAAAUAAUUUGCUUUGAAUUAUCCAAAUUACUUGAAAAGGAUCCAAAGAAUGGAGGACUUACAGAUUCAGAAGUGCAACGUGCUAAAAAUCAAUUAAUAAGUGCUUUACUUAUGAAUGUAGAAAGUAGACUUGCUAAGUUAGAAGAUUUAGGAAGACAAAUUCAAUGUCAAGGAAAGGUAACAUCUACAGAUUACAUGAUUCAAAAGAUUGAACAAAUUUCUGUAAAUGAUUUACGUAAAGUAGCCGAAAAAGUACUUACAGGUAAGGUUAUAACUAAAGGAAUAAGUUCUGGAAUUCCAUCAGUAGUUAUGCAGGGAGAUAGAGAAGCAUUCGGAGAUGUGGAAUAUAUUCUUCGACACUAUGGUUUAGGGAAAUUUGAUGGACCUACCUUAGAGAAGCCACGAGAAAUAGAUAGUAAAGGACAUCCUAAACGUAAAUGGUUCUAGAUGCUAUAAUGGAUAUAUGUUUGGCAUUAUUUGUAAUUAGAAUUAGUAAUAUAAUAGUAAUCUUGUAAUUAGUGUAGGUAAUAUAAUAGUCUAAUGAUAGCUUCCAUCCAUACAACAUUUAACAUUCUUUUUUUAAUUGAUGAUGCUUAAUUCAAGUAUUAUCUCCCCUUUACAUUGGAAAAAAAACCCUUAAGCGGUAUUUUCUUUUAUAAUUAAAUGCUUAGAUAUAAACAUAUAACAG
Scheffersomyces amazonensis is the source of this 1923-nucleotide messenger RNA. RefSeq names its product mitochondrial-processing protease subunit alpha (gene MAS2). The transcript has a single exon. Bases 162 to 1682 code for a protein of 506 amino acids. The record is from RefSeq and is a predicted model, not a curated record. NCBI's taxonomy places the organism in Eukaryota, Fungi, Ascomycota, Pichiomycetes, Serinales, Debaryomycetaceae. Gene Ontology annotation, cellular component: mitochondrion. Gene Ontology annotation, molecular function: metal ion binding.